Messenger RNA from Tauraco erythrolophus (red-crested turaco), 689 nucleotides. The record is from RefSeq and is a predicted model, not a curated record. NCBI's taxonomy places the organism in Eukaryota, Metazoa, Chordata, Aves, Musophagiformes, Musophagidae.
GAGGAUGUGUCCCUGAGCGGUUACCAAAAGCACGUGUCCUCCUGCUCUGCCCCAGCCCCGCUGACCGCAGCCGAGCAGGAGCUCCAGCAGAUCCGCAUCAACGAGGUGAAGACGGAGAUCAGCGUGGAGAGCAAGCACCAGACCCUGCAGGGCCUGGCCUUUCCCCUGCAGUUGGAUGCUCAACAAGCCAUCCAGGCGCUCAAGCAGAAGAAGAUCAACUACAUCCAGCUGAAGCUGGAUCUGGAGCGGGAGACCAUCGACCUGGUGCACACCAGCCCCACGGAGAUCGCCGACCUGCCCAAGAGGAUCCCCCAGGACUCGGCUCGUUAUCAUUUCUUCCUGUACAAGCACUCGCACGAGGGAGACUACCUGGAGUCUGUCGUCUUUAUCUACUCCAUGCCUGGGUACAAAUGCAGCAUCAAGGAGCGCAUGCUCUACUCCAGCUGCAAGAGCCGGUUGCUGGACACCGUGGAGCAGGAGUUUUGCCUGGAGAUAGCCAAGAAGAUUGAGAUUGACGAUGGAGCUGAGCUGACGGCAGAGUUCCUCUACGAGGAGGUGCACCCCAAGCAGCAUGCCUUCAAGCAGGCCUUCGCCAAGCCCAAGGGACCCGUGGGCAAACGGGGACAGAAGCGGCUGAUCAAGGGGCCGGGAGAGAACGGCGAGGACAGUUAGAUCCCGCAGGACUGGGC